Molecule: messenger RNA, 1464 nt
Organism: Botrytis porri
Lineage: Eukaryota; Fungi; Ascomycota; Leotiomycetes; Helotiales; Sclerotiniaceae
Exons: 1
Coding region: 1-1464 (487 amino acids)
Source: RefSeq, a predicted model, not a curated record
AUGUCAGGCUCGGGUGAUUCUUCUCCAAUCAACCACCAAGGCUUACCUCAAGGUUUGGGAAUUACUUCAAACCAAACCAGUGGUCGUGCUACACCUAGGGACUCCCUUGGUGGUCAGAAUACAGUCUCUAGAGUCAACAAUCCUAGAGUUAGAGCAGGUCCACAGAUGCAGCAACAAGACGGCGUCAACAACCCCAGUUUCGGGGGAGGAAGCGCCCAGAUGCAACAGCAGAUGGGAAUCAAUAUGCUGCAUCAACAUCGAAUCGAACAACAGCAAGCUCAAAAUUUACAAAGACAGUAUCAUCAAGAGGAGCAAUAUCGCGCCCAGCAACAUUUACAACAGCAGCAGUUUGCGGCUCAACAACAAAUGCAGCGAAAUCAAGCACUGCAGCAACGAAUGCAACAGCAGCAUGUUGGCCAGUUGCAAACACUUCAACCAGUACACAUGCUGCCAGAUGAUAUUCCUAGCCCGAGCCCGACCGCGAUGAGACUAAAUGGUGGACAAAUAGAACCUGCAUUCCAACAACUUUUCGGCAUGCCUCCCACACAAUUCAACAUGAAGAAUGGAAGGCCAAAUAACUUUGCUCCUGCCGCUCCAAACAACACACAACCCCGAGUCCCUGUUCAACAACCAGAGCAGCAAGAAGCAGAGGAGGAGGAGAACGCUUAUGAAACCAACUGUCUCAAUCUCAGCAUCAGUUCCCCACUGACCAUCACCGGCGAUAACAACAUAAUCACUUUUCACCCUGCUCCUCAAGUCCAAAAAAUCACAGAUGCAAUCCUCAAAUCUCUACAUUCCGCCUCUGAAGGAUCACGCGGUAUCCCAAUGGGCGAUGCUGAUGGAGUUCCCAGGGCAAUCAAAGUUGAGAUUGACGCUGCUGUGACGAUCAAUGGAAAGCAUAAUAUUCUAGGAGAGGAAGCCGUCAAGAUCUGGGCACAAAAAGUCAAAGGUGACGCAUUAGCGGCACAGACGCAGGCGCAGAGAAUGUUGGCACAGGCCCAUAUCAAGUCUCAAGCUGCUGCGCAGGCUCAAGCUCAAGGACAGGGACAAGCACCGAAAAAUGGAACAGCAAAUAUGGAGUCAACUGUGCAAAGAAAUGCUCAGGCGGUCGAAAGUAUUAUCCGAGCUCGCGAACAAGCACUUGUGACUCAGAGACAGAUACAGAAUGAGACGGCCGCGCAGGGACAGAAAUUUCCAAACCCACAGGAAUCAUUCCAGAUGAAUGGAGAUGCGAAUGAGAGUGUACGAGGACAAGUCCAUCCACACUGGAGCAUGCAAGCACAAGCUUCCAUGCAACAACAACAACAACAACAACUACAACCAAAACCACAAGAAGGAAGAACAAAACCCCAAAUGGGUGUUUUCCCAGCUGGUCCUUCGAAAGAUUUUGGCAAGAGAGCUCGAGAGUCCAGCGUGAGUCAACAUGACGAAGAGGCGAAUAAGAAAACCAAGAUGGAUAUGUAG